UGUGGCGGCGGGCUCGCGCUGCUGAGACAGGCAGAGCACUGAGGACCGGCGGCGCGCGCUCACAGACUCCCACUCAGCUACACACACACACAUUCACACACACUCCCCAAACAAAGAGAAGCACGCGAGGCAGCACAGCAUCCCACCCUUUCAGCCGCGAGCUCACUUGCAGAACCGCCCCCCCCUCAUCCCUCUCACACGGAACAGAACCGGUCCGGUCCGAGGCUCAAGCGCACGCACACAACCGACGAUGACAACCAACGGCGCGUCCAACGGAACCAGCGACAUGCUGCAGAUCCAGUUCGGUCUGAUCAACUGCGGGAACAAAUACCUCACGGCGGAGACCUUCGGCUUCAAAAUCAACGCCUCCGCCACGAGCAUGAAGAAGAAGCAGAUCUGGACCCUGGAGCAGAGUGACGAGUCCAGCGGGAACGUGUUCUCUCUCAAGUCACAUCUGGGCCGGUACAUCGCCGCCGACAAGGACGGGAACGUUACCGGGGACAGCGAGAGCCCGGGCCCGGAGUGCCGGUUCAUCAUCACCGCCCAUGAUGACGGCCGCUGGUCCCUGCAGUCCGAGGCGCACGGCCGCUACCUGGGCGGCACCGAGGACCGGAUCAUCUGCUUCGCCCAGACCGCAUCUGUGGCGGAGAAAUGGAGCGUGCACAUCGCCAUGCACCCGCAGGUGAACAUCUUCAGCAUGACGCGCAAGCGGUACGCGCACCUGAGCUCCAAGGUGGACGAGAUCGCCAUCGACCGGGACGUCCCGUGGGGGGUGGACUCCAUGAUCACGCUGGUGUUCCGCGAGCAGCGCUACCACCUGCAGACCUCCGACAACCGCUUCCUGCGGAACGACGGCGCGCUGGUCGCCACCACGGACAAGAGCACGGGCUACACGCUGGAGUUCCGCUCCGGCAAGGUGGCGUUCAGGGACUGUAGCGGCAAGUACCUCGCGCCCUCCGGGCCCUCCGGCACCAUGAAGUCCGGCAAGAGCGCGCGCGUGGGCAAGGACGAGCUGUUCGUGCUGGAGCAGAGCCACCCGCAGGUCGUGCUCACCGCCGCCAACGAGAGGAACGUCUCCACCCGGCAAGGUAUGGACCUGUCGGCCAAUCAGGACGAGGAGGGCGACCAGGAGGUGUUCCAGGUGGAGAUCUGUCGUGAAAACAGGAAGUGUGCUUUCAGGACCGCCGCUGGAAAAUAUUGGACCCUGACUGCCAACGGCGGCCUGCAGUGCACAGCCUCCACCAAGUCAACUAAUUGCUACUUUGACAUUGAGUGGCGUGGGAAGAGGCUGACUCUCCGGGCCGCUAAUGGGAAAUACGUCGCCGCCAAGAAAAACGGCCAGCUCGCAGCCACCAUGGACUCUGCCGGUGAGACCGAGGAGUUCAUCAUGAAGCUGAUCAACCGCCCGAUCAUCGUGCUGCGCGGCGAGCACGGCUUCAUCGGCUGCAGAAAGGUGACGGGGACGCUGGACUCCAACCGCUCCACCUACGACUACUUCACUCUGGCAUUCAGAGACGGCGCCUACAGUCUGCAAGACUCAACGGGUAAAUACUGGAUGGUGGGGAACGAGCAGUCGGUGGUGAGCAGCAGCGACACGCCCGUCGACUUCCUCUUCGAGUUCUGCGACUACAACAAGUUGGCCGUCCGCCACGCCGCCGACAGCAAGUACCUCCGCGGCGACCACGCCGGCGUGCUGAAGGCCAACGCCGACGACCUGGAGACCGCCACGCUCUGGGAGUACUGAGGCGGUCGCCCCACUGCUGCGAUGCUGAUGAAUGAAUGAGGUGUGGCGACGCAGCACGGCAGCACCACCCCAUCCAUACAUCUACCUAUCCCCAUCCCCCCACUCCCCACCCAGGCCCACUCCUCAUAUUAUAUCCUGUACUUAUGACUUUAUAUGUUGAUGAACUGCACAGAGAGAACAGGAAGGAUAGAAGGAGGAGGAGGAAGGAGACACUCCCCUUCUCUCCUGCCUCCCUUUUCCUUCCCUCGAUCCUUCCUUCCUCCCUCUUUUUCCCAGCUCUGCUCUGCAGCGCCGACCUUUAUCUGUUGCCAUAGUUACCGUGGGGCUGUGCACUUUUUUUCUGCUCCGAUCUGGUUCGCUGCUCGACCUGUCACUCACUCCACUCCUCGCCUUACGAAUGGGGCCGUCCCUUUCUCCCAGAGCAGAGCAGAGCCACGUUUAAAGAGCCCCCCUCCCCCCCACGUCCUCCCCCCAUCCUCUCUGAGUUAACCCCCUCGUCUUUCUACUUGUCUCUAUUGUCUGUGUGAGCAGCACAUGGUGGCAGUAUUUAUGGUAUCUGACCUGGUCUGCUAGAUCUGUUCCUACCUGAUCUAAUCUCCAAAAACAGAUCCCACCGCGAGGAUGAAAUCCACCAUCAGCUGCUUCCUGUUAGUUGGGAGGGUCUGUUUUUGUGCGUUUGGAUCGGAUUUUCUGCUUCUAUCGGACCAGGUCGAGUAUGUUUGUUUUCAUGAGCAGGCCCUGUUACCUCUGUGUGAUGACUAUAUGAUAUAACUGGAGUGGAUCUGAUGAUGAUGAUGAUGAUGAUAAAGAUAUUGAAGAUGAUGUAACAGACGGGUUUAACCCCCCCCCCCCCUCCUCGCUUCAUCUCAAGUGUAAAAUAUUCAAAUGUUUUCUGUGUUGUCCUUCUAGCUGUGUUCUCAUUGGUUGGCGGGGGGUUUUCUCCUGGACCAAACAGGAUGUAGGAAGUUAAAUUCCCCCUUUGCACCCUCCCACACAAGUUAAACCUAUUGUCCUGAGAACAGUGUAAAGAACAUAAAAUUAAGAAAAUGAUGCGGACACACGUGUUUACUGCACUCACCUGUCUUACUGGAAGAAAAAACAAAAACACUCUAAAGCUAACACAUAGUUGGAUUUCUUUUUCUACGUCCAAGGCACAGACAUUAUCAUGGGUAGGCGUUCAGCAGGUAGUGGAUAAGUUUAUAGACCCCUUUUUGAAAGCUGCUUUUUUGAAUCCCUCGACCAAACUUAGACCUCAGCCUUUAUCUACACCAAACCUUUGAUACUGGAUUAAACAAACUGUCAUCUCACACACACACAAACUGGCCAAACCUGGAACCUGGUGCUACUAACUCACUUUACAGUCCUGUCGAGCAUCUCGCACAGCGUCCGGUCCAACAGAGAGUGAUCUCCUGCCACGUCUCCGUCCCUCGAGAGCCUUGCCAUAUAACCUGAAUGAGCUGCAAGAGUGCCCUUAAUGACCUGAACCUGCUUCUUCUUUGCUUUUUAAUUUCUGUCUGAGCUUCAAGGAGUAUCAUGACAGCCUUUUUCAAUGAGAAAUGACCAAAUUGUGUUUUGUUUCUGUUCCUGACCCGUCAGUGAAGGUGGGAAGAGUUGAUGUUAAAAGAAUAGAAAAGAGGCAGACUUUGAAUUUCGCUUUUUAUUUAACUGGAAUGUCUGUAAUGCAGUCAUGUAGCACAUUGCACCCAUAGGUCCUCUUUGAUUCUCUACCCUUCAGCAGCCCGUUUUUCUCCACGACACAUUUAGCAGCAACGGCUUCUGUAUACUAAUAGUUAUGACAAAGCAAAGCGCCCUGAAUCAAUGGGCUCCUCCACCCGUCAUCGUAGUCCUCAUCCAGCAUUCAAUCAUUGUACUUCUAUGAAAUGAUACGUGAUUGUAGCCAGCUCCUCACCGACACUGUCCAGUUUUUUCUCUCUGAAGUUUUGACCGUUUUUUUUGCGUGAAGGGUUGAGAAUCUCGAGCGAAUAAAAGGAUCGGUUAUCCUCUGAGAAACAAGCGUCUCCAAGGUAACCAAGACCCAAGGCUUAGACAAACGGAUGUGGAAGGGUAAACAUGUGGUAAUGACUGUGCCUUACUCUUGAGUUUUUGGGCAGUAGGAAAAUAAAAGAUUAAAAAAAAAAAGAAGAAGAAUGAAAGUCCACAUCUUUGCUUUGUAUAACUGGAACUUCUUUUUGUAUUAUUAUUUUGUAUAAUUUUUUGAUAUUGUGGAUUAAUCUCUCUCUCUCUCGUGCCAUUGGUUCACCUGAAAUCCAACGACCAAUAAACCUGGGAUUUGGAACGCUA
Molecule: messenger RNA, 4045 nt
Organism: Acanthopagrus latus (yellowfin seabream)
Lineage: Eukaryota; Metazoa; Chordata; Actinopteri; Spariformes; Sparidae
Gene: fscn1a
Product: fascin actin-bundling protein 1a
Exons: 5
Coding region: 251-1744 (497 amino acids)
Biological process (GO): cell migration; establishment or maintenance of cell polarity; actin filament bundle assembly
Cellular component (GO): cell projection membrane; cytoplasm; actin cytoskeleton
Molecular function (GO): protein-macromolecule adaptor activity; actin filament binding
Source: RefSeq, a predicted model, not a curated record